This is a messenger RNA of Guillardia theta CCMP2712, 507 nucleotides long. RefSeq lists its product as hypothetical. NCBI's taxonomy places the organism in Eukaryota, Cryptophyceae, Pyrenomonadales, Geminigeraceae. The record is from RefSeq and is a predicted model, not a curated record. Gene Ontology annotation, molecular function: protein binding. Bases 19 to 294 code for a protein of 91 amino acids. The transcript is spliced from 4 exons.
UUGCCGCGGGCGGUGCAGAUGUAUCGGAGGGCUCUGAUGCUACACGAGCAAGUGCACGGGGUGAACACGGUAGAGGCAGCGACGCUGGAGAUCAAUCUCGGAGCAGCACUGCUGGCAGCUGGGGACGCAGCAGAGAGCAAGCGGCACUUCCAGACGGCCCUCGAUAUCCGCUGCAAGCACCUCGGAGAGGAGCAUGCGCUGACGCAGACGGCGAUGAAGUGGAUGGUGAAGCUGCAGUCCAAGAACGACCUGACAAGGGCUGCGAGCGAUGCAUCCAAGACUGAAGGUUCAUGAGAAGAGACAAGACCUUUCUUCCGAAAACACCAUGGAGAUCACAGACAUGGACGAAUAGGGAAGGAGGAGAGAGGAGAGAGGAGAAAGGAGUAUCAGUGAGGGAGGAGGAAGAAGAAAGGAGGAGGCAAGGUGUAGAUAUGUAGAUACUGAUAGAUCUGUUGACUAUUCCUAGACAAAUGUUUUAACGCACAGGCGAGCUUGAUGUAAUAAUAA